AGCUCCCGAAAACAGCUUGGCAUUCAAUGAGUUAAUUUGUUUUAACAAUAGGCUCUUGCUGGCCUGUCACCUAUGGAAAAUAAUGUCACUCUAAUGCUAACCAAAUUCACCACUAGAGUGUGCUGUUGGAUAACAUUUUCCAAUGUUGAACGCUUCAAGAGAUUUAGCCUAUUCUUCACAGUUAAAUGCCUAGGCUACAAGAAAUCAAGAGCGAUUUUCAUUUUGGAGCAAAGUUUUAACAAAGGAAAGAAAUAAUUUACAGAAAUAGUGUUGACAAGAGUUUAAAAGAAAUUAUAUAAAUAGUUUAGAAACUGUCAUUAAGACAACAACUUGCAUCUUAAGACCGUUUUAAAUUGAAAUGCAGCAUCUUGUUUGGUCGCAUGCCAACUGUUUUCUGUUUAAAGCAUCUGAUUAAAAGCUCACAACAAUGUAAAUGAUACCGCAUGACAGUGAAGAAUGUAUGUGUGUGUGUGUGUGUGAGUGAAAGGUUGCACAAGUUGGACAGGUUUGCCCAGUGGAUGCAUGCUCAAACAGCUGAAGACAGCUGGGUGUGUCAAACAAGGUGGGAAGAGGACAGAAAGAACGAUAGACAGAGAAGAGGACAGCCUGAAAAGCAUUCAUUGAUCUCGACCACAGUGUAGAGAACAAAAGGAGAAAACACUACAGUGAUAUUGACCUGCACGUCCGUCAACGUUUUGCUGUCCAGCUACAGGCUUGGCCUCAAAAGGACUCGGAGGAAGCCUCAACACCAACAUCCUCACAGGCCACUGGUGUAUGUAUCAAAUUGGAUGAAAGACUUUCGUUCUUGGCGUUUGGUGUCUCUCUGAAGUGGACAGCUCAUAAGACGAGCAGAAGUGGAGUAAAACGAGAGGAAAGGAGGAGGAGGAACACAUAACAUGGCAGAGGCACCCAAGAUCGAACUGUUCAUCAAGGCGAGCGAUGAUGGAGAGGGCGUGGGAAACUGCCCAUUUUGCCAGAGACUCUUCAUGAUCCUCUGGCUGAAGGGUGUUCAUUUCACCCUCACCACUGUUGACAUGAAGAGGGCUCCAGAGGUGCUCAAAGAUUUGGCCCCAGGGUCACAGCCUCCUUUCCUUAUCUACAACGGAGAGGUACGCACUGACACCAACAAGAUUGAAGAGUUUUUGGAGGAGACUCUGGCACCCCCCCAGUUUCCCAAGAUGAGCUGUCGCUACAAGGAAUCCAAUGGUGCUGGGGAUGAUAUCUUUCACAAGUUCUCUGCAUAUAUCAAGAACCCAAAUCCUGGACUCAAUGAAAUGUUGGAGAAGAAGUUUCUGAAGAGUCUGAUGAAACUGGAUCAGUACCUUCUGACUCCGCUCCCAUAUGAGCUGGACAAGAACCCAGACUCGUCAGUGUCGACACGAGAUUACUUGGAUGGAAACGCUCUCAGUCUUGCUGAUUGCAACCUGUUACCCAAGCUGCAUAUAGUCAAGGUGGUGUGUAAAAAGUACCGAAGCUUUGAGAUUCCUGCUGCUCUGACUGGUCUGACCCGCUACCUGGCUAAGGCUAACGAGCAGGACGAGUUUCGCUACACCUGCCCCAAUGACUCAGAGAUUUUGCUGGCCUAUCACUCCGUGGCCAAAUACCUCAACAAGUGAUUUAGGAUCAGGGCACAGCCAGGCAGGAACAGGAACACUGGAAUGUACAGGAGAUCAUAAACAUUGCCACAACAACAAUAUACUACUACUACUAAUAGUAUAUAUUGUAGAUCAAAAUUGUAAUUUAUAACUGUCAUGAAAUUUACCAUAUAAGCACUGUAUAAUUAGGUAAAAACCCUAAGCACUGAUGAUCACACUGUAGUAGGCUAGGCAUUUGCUGUGCCUGGUAGACUUGUGGCAACAACAUUAUUCUGAAAACACAUUGAAAACACCUCAAUAUCAAUGGGUACCUGGACAAAAUGCUAAAUCAUUUCUUGCCAUUGUUCCUAAAUACAUUAUCAUUGCAGUUUACAGGUUUUUAUUUCUUUGGCAACAAAUUACAGCUUUAGGUAUAUUACACCUUUAAAGUGAACAUUGGAGAUUUCAUAGUUUUGGAAAUUAUUUCACUGUGGCAAAAACAAUUUCUAACUCCUAUUUUGGCUGAUAAAGAGACAGCUUUCUAUGGGUGUGAUGGUUCACGCAGGCAUUGUCAUUUCUCAAAGGAAAGGAAGGAGGUGGUAAGGUCUGUUCUCAUCUUUCUGACUGCUACCUAUCCAGAAAAUAUAUUCCUCUGACUGAGAAACAGCCUUUGAACGCUAACAUAAGAAAUAAAGUGAGCCAACAGAAAAUAUUUGUGUCACCUUUACUGUAUUAUAGACCUACUUAUAAAUCAAUCAUAAUAAAGUUUUUCAUUAC
Molecule: messenger RNA, 2351 nt
Organism: Alosa alosa (allis shad)
Lineage: Eukaryota; Metazoa; Chordata; Actinopteri; Clupeiformes; Clupeidae
Gene: clic3
Product: chloride intracellular channel 3
Exons: 6
Coding region: 897-1616 (239 amino acids)
Source: RefSeq, a predicted model, not a curated record